Messenger RNA from Insectozyma verbasci, 543 nucleotides. The record is from the annotation of a GenBank genome assembly. NCBI's taxonomy places the organism in Eukaryota, Fungi, Ascomycota, Pichiomycetes, Serinales, Debaryomycetaceae.
AUGAUUCAAUUACUUUUAAUACUUAUAUUCUUAAAUCAAGUGAUUACUGCUGUUAAUCCAAAUGUUUUGCCACCUUUUUUGAAAGGUAGGUAUAGAACAACAGUUGCUGCUGGUGGUCAACCUUAUACUGUUGCUCCUGUUGCUCCAAAUCCUGUUGUUGCAUUACCAACAGUUAUCAUAACUGAAACUAAAACUACGACGAUAUUGAACUUAUCAACUGAAACACAACAUAUUUCAGAAAUUAAAUCAAAAGUUAUAACCGAAAUUGAAACUGUUGAAAAGACUACAACCUUAACCUUGACUGAAACGAAAACUGAAAAAGAAACCAUCAAUAACGUUGAAACUGUUUGGGCGACUGAAACUAAAACAGAAACAGUUACAAUUACAUCUACUUUGACUGAAGUUAGUAAAGUUGUAAUUACACCUGCAGAAAUUACUCAAACUAUAACUGAAACUGUAACUCCAGAAAAAUUAAUCAAGACAGUAACUGAACAACUAACAAUUACAGCAACAAUUACAAAUGCACCAAAACCAAAAUUUUAA